Thalassophryne amazonica is the source of this 2575-nucleotide messenger RNA. RefSeq names its product dolichyl-phosphate mannosyltransferase subunit 1, catalytic (gene dpm1). Gene Ontology annotation, biological process: protein O-linked glycosylation via mannose; GPI anchor biosynthetic process. Lineage: Eukaryota; Metazoa; Chordata; Actinopteri; Batrachoidiformes; Batrachoididae. Gene Ontology annotation, molecular function: dolichyl-phosphate beta-D-mannosyltransferase activity. The record is from RefSeq and is a predicted model, not a curated record. The transcript has 9 exons. The coding region runs from base 37 to 789 and encodes 250 amino acids. Gene Ontology annotation, cellular component: endoplasmic reticulum membrane.
UUAAAGAUUACGCAGUCUUGGUCGCUCCAUGUAGUCAUGUCGAGCCGAAAAAAGUUGAACCAAGAAAGCGACGAAAAGGAUAAAUAUACCGUGUUAUUGCCGACUUAUAACGAGAGAGAAAAUCUGCCUUUAAUCAUCUGGCUGUUGGUGAAAUACUUUAACGACAGUGGCUAUGACUAUGAGAUAAUUGUCAUUGAUGACGGAAGCCCAGAUGGGACACAGGAGGUGGCAGAACAGCUGCAGAAAAUAUAUGGAGAAGAUGUAAUAGUUCUAAGACCAAGACCAAUGAAAUUGGGUCUGGGCACUGCUUACAUCCACGGCAUGAAGCACGCUACAGGGAACUUCAUUUUCCUAAUGGAUGCCGAUCUCUCUCAUCAUCCAAAAUUUAUCCCACAAUUUAUAGAAAAGCAGAAGGAAGGUGAUUAUGACCUGGUGUCUGGAACUCGAUACAAAGGAAAUGGGGGCGUCUAUGGCUGGGACCUGCGUAGGAAAAUCAUCAGUCGAGGUGCCAACUUUUUGACUCAAGUGCUUUUGAGACCGGGUGCAUCAGACCUCACUGGCAGCUUCAGGCUAUACAAGAAGAAGGUGUUUCAGUGUGUGAUUGCACGGUGUGUGUCCAAAGGUUACGUCUUUCACAUGGAGGUGAUCAUUCGUGCCAGACAGCUCAAUUACACCAUCGGAGAAGUGCCAAUUACCUUUGUGGAUCGACUUUAUGGAGAGUCCAAACUGGGAGGAAAUGAGAUUGUAUCUUUCCUGAAGGGACUGCUCACACUUUUUGCCACAACUUGACCUAACAGACGUUGCAUUGUUCUACUGUUACGGAUUAUGUGUCUCACAUGAAUUUUCUGUCCUUGUAGCUGUAUUAAGAAAUACAGUGGAGAAGAAGCUGAGGUUGCCUUUCAUCAGAGGGCAGCAUAAACUUUGAUUAAAAAUGUAGCCAGCUCAACCUGUCAGCAUGAAAUAGAAAACGUUUUCUUUGUAGCUAUCAGGGGAAAGUGAAAGGGUAUUCUGCUUUACAUUCCUAUUGUCCUCCAUAAAAGGAUUCCCAUCAUUCCAACUCUAGACACCUGAACUGUGAAAUAACCCAACAGUUACAGUGAUUUCAGUUCUGAUAGGCCUGUAAUUGUGCAAAAUUAAAAAUGUGUGUUGGCUGAUUAUGCUGGUCUUUGUUUUUCCUUUGCUCCCCCCCCCCUUUCCCCAAAUUAUGUGUUUUAGCAUGGGCCUACUAGUCCCAGCUUUAAAUGUUAUAAUGUUAUUGUUGACCAUAUGACAGGAUUUGGUCUUACUUGGUACAAAACAGAAAAUACUUUCCCCUGUCAAGUUAACAGGUAAAAUAAUCUGCUCUUGAGUUUCAGUUCAGUUGAUUUACGCAGCAGCACCAAAGCAGAACAGGUUACCUCCAGGUGCAUGAUGCAGAAGUGAUGUCUAUCCAGCCUUUAUCAGAGAGUGGUCAGUGAGUAUAUUGGUAAAAUAUCACUUUUUAAAUUAAUAUCAUAUUCUGACGUGUUUCCCAUACUGUUUAAAAACAACUCUAAAGUCUAAUAGAUUGGACCAUAUAUGUGACUGAGUAAGCAAAGCUACAGUAUUUAUUCCAUUAACACCCCGAGGGCCUGCAGUUUUCGUGAAGGGGUGUUUACUGACAAUCGUUUGCGUGCAUGCUGCACAGUACAGCCUUAUAAUAUAUAUGGACAUGCAUACUGCAGGCAAGAGAAGCAACGCAGACCUGAAACAAAUGUUUUUUCUGCAUGCAGUAGCUGCUAUACAAUUUCAUAAAAUGGCUCAGUACAAACAUUGCUGCUCGGCAGCAUUCUAUCUAAAAGUCAUGAGAGAAGGGGAUGCACCAUGCUGCUCGAAUUUUCCUAGUCGACAGGAAACACAUCCAGGAGUCGUGUAGGAACAAGGAUAAGCUUACAGCCCUAGCCGAAACAGCAAAAUGGCUUCCUGGUGUGGGGAGGAAAGUGUGUUAUGAGGACACUGAAAAGAAGCUGAUGAAAUGGUUCAAGGAGAACAGCAGGUGUUUCCGUGACAGGAAAGAUUCUGAAAUAUGAGGCACUGCUACUACAUAAGCAACAUGGAAACCAGAACAGACUUGAUGAGAUUUUGUGGCAAUGAGGUAGGACUGUUACAUUUUACUCUGUUCUCUCAGGAAUUCACAAUUUCAGUACAUGCAGUGUGCCCCCAAAAAAAAAUCAGGGAGGAGGUUUAAUAGGAUGGGGGCCUUUAAUGGAGUAAAUAUGGUAUUUGUAAAGCUGUCAAUAUUAGGUUGUAAUGUACUCUUGGAGUAGUAAGCAGACCUAUUAGUUCUGGAUAUUUGGCGGUCAAUGUGCACUGGUCUAGAUCUUACCCACCCCAUGAACCAGCACAUUAGUGACAGUGGUAAUGGGAAACUCUUCAUUGAUUUUCAUUACAGGAAGAAAUUUGAAACAGCCCAGAUUCAAUGAGGUGUGGCCAUUCGGUGAACAAAAAUCCCUGAACUACACGGAGGGACGUGAUGAAUGACCUGCAGAGAGCUGGGACCAAAGUAACAAAGGCUACAUAUUACGCAGAGAGGGACUCAAAUCCUGCAGUGCCAGAC